UACUGUGAUAACAACCUGUGUACUGUGAUACAUUGAAAGUUUUGUGCAGACCGUGGUUAUUACAAUUGUCAUAAAAAUGUUUACGAACUAAUUUCAUCACAAUCCAUUUUAGUAACUACAGAAAACAGAAAUGAUGAUCAAUAUCUGUCGAUAUAUGUUAUCAUACAACUAAAAACAAACAACAUAUUGACGUUUAGACAAAGUGCAAAUGACACCAUUUUCUUGUUUCACGGAUACAUAUUGACCCAAAAUGAGGUUGAUUGGAGGAUUUAUUAACCUUCAACCCAUGCUCUUGGUUACCAUCGUUAUGGCGUCAGCGUACAACCCAUCAGUCAAAGUAGAGAUGUGCACAGAGACUGCAUUAUCCUUGACGCUAGAGGGCGCUGAAAAUGGCGGCAUUAUAUACAUCAAGGGUACAGGAGCUACGUGCAAGCAGGACACAGUCAAUGUCACGACAGAGCUUGAGUUUGUCUUCGACGCAUGCGGCAUUGAUCCAUAUGCGGCAUUUUCUGUGGUAGUCCAGAAGAAGCCUCAUUAUCAAACCGGAAAUGACAUCGUGGUUCCUGUCCAGUGUCUGUACGACUUCACAAUCGAGCUGAGCGGAAGCGAAACGGUUGCUAGGGAAGGAGUGGACGAGCAAGGGAUAAACGUGACGGUCAGACCUACUGCCACGAUGACAUUGUACACAAAUGGACUGGAGGUGACCGCUGGUCAAGUGGACCUUACAGAUCUACUGACCAUGUCGAUUCAACUCGGGUCAGAGUACAUUGCGGACCUCGACUUGAAGGCGAAAUAUUGCACAGCUAAUACAUUGGAAGUUAUCGAAGACUUCUGUUCUACGGAUACCGAGCUGUUCCCGAACUUUGUCCAUCCUGUACAGGGCGUAAUCGCUACUUCCUUUGGGGCUUUUAGGACAACCGACCUCAAUGGCGGGGUCGUUGACAUGGUUUUCUCUUGUACACUUCAGCUUUGUCUCGGCACGUGCUCCCAAAUGGAUUGCGCUAAUGGAGAGUCCGGAUAUGGGAGAAGGAAACGCUUUGCAGAUAAUGAUGAAAAAGGAAACAGAAAAAUCAAGAGUAGUGCUGAUCCAGAUGAGCAGUUUGUUGAGAGACGGAAAAAGCGUACGAUUGAUGAAGACGAUAUUGCGUUUGAAAACAUGAAUGUCGGAGCUGUCAUCGGUGUCGGAAAUACACUUGUUAUUGACGAAACAGGUGAUGUCACAGACGAUAUCUGCAUUCACGUUGGACUCCUGGUAAUUUCGGGAACUCUCGUGGUCUUUCUUGUCAUCGGUUGUUCGGUGUCAAUGGUGUCAUUGUUCAACAAACAUCGAAAAGGAGAAGCUAAAAAACAACCAUCUAAACCGGAAGUGACAAAAACAGACGUUUCUGUUUGCACUCCAGCCUCACUUUCAACUUCUCGCUUCGGAACAACUUCUACAAGAAGAUUUAGUGGACAGUUUAUACCUGUUUAACAUGAUGUUCUCGCUCCAACAACGUUGCAUUGUCAGUUA
Messenger RNA from Mizuhopecten yessoensis (Yesso scallop), 1510 nucleotides. RefSeq lists its product as uncharacterized. Bases 251 to 1471 code for a protein of 406 amino acids. The transcript has 8 exons. The record is from RefSeq and is a predicted model, not a curated record. NCBI's taxonomy places the organism in Eukaryota, Metazoa, Mollusca, Bivalvia, Pectinida, Pectinidae.